Molecule: messenger RNA, 3330 nt
Organism: Laccaria bicolor S238N-H82
Lineage: Eukaryota; Fungi; Basidiomycota; Agaricomycetes; Agaricales; Hydnangiaceae
Exons: 12
Coding region: 1-3330 (1109 amino acids)
Biological process (GO): regulation of DNA-templated transcription; DNA-templated transcription
Molecular function (GO): DNA binding; DNA-binding transcription factor activity, RNA polymerase II-specific; zinc ion binding
Source: RefSeq, a predicted model, not a curated record
AUGCAGUCGGACUCCUCUCCUCAACCCCCACUAGGAAAAAACAGGCCAGAGAGGGCGUGUGAUGCUUGUCGUCGUAGAAAGACGAAAUGUGAUGGACCGUGGAUGCCCAACAGGCACUGCACAAAUUGUCACCAGGCCAACAAGCCAUGCACUUAUGUGGAAGCCUCAAAACCCAGAGGUCCUCCUAAAGCGUACGUUGUUGGAUUGGAAGAUAGGGUAGAGGAGCUGGAGGCCUUGUUGAAUCAGCUUCACCCCAAUACCGAUUUUUCAGGGCAGCUUGGACCACCAGUCAUCCGUGGCUCAUGGAAGACGCCAGACAACUCUGCUGUCAACGAAAGCCAGCGUCAACCCUCGUAUUCCCUGCGUAGUUCUGGUCGGAUGCAACGCAUGGCAUCAUUCCCGGCGCUCUCAUCAUCCAUACCCGCAAUUCACAUUCCCCCCACAGUCCAGAAGCAACCCGAAUCGUUUCCUCUCAAGCGUACCACACAUCUCAUGUUCAAACCAAAUCCACGCGUCAGGCGUACACGCUCAGAAACCACUCUUUCUUCUGCCGCAUCCUCGUCUUGGAGAGGAAAAUAUCGCACGACACCCUCCUCAAUGAGUUCGUCAGAAGAUGACGACGCGUCGUCAUCAUACAACACCGACUCAGAGGAAGUAGUUGUCGUCGCCAUGGAAGGCAAACGACCUAUUCUACUCAAGGCUAGCGAAAAGGCCGGUCCGGAUGAGGAUAAUAGUAUUAGGUUCCACGGAAGGAACAAUACAGCGGACCUCGUAGAGACUGCCAGGAUGUUCAAGAAAAUGCACCUGGAAGAGACGACUGGAAAAGAACAGGCGGGCGAACCGCCUGUCGCCCCAGGUGGCGUCUCCAGGCGGCCGGAGUUUUGGCGGACACCAAAGUGGGAACUUGUAUACGAAGGCAACAACGAAGACACCCCUUCCCUGCUUCCUUCCGCCCUGGAACACUUUCCCCCAUCAGGUCUAGCCGAGACUCUGAUAGAUCUUUAUUUCCUCCAUACAAACUUGAUGUUUCCGCUUUUACAUCGACCGACGUUUGAGAGGCAGUGGGCAGAGGGAUUGUAUCAUCGGAACGAAUGGUUUACGUGCUUAUGCCUAUUGUUAUUCGCCGUCGCUAGUCGCUGGUGUGAUGACGAGAGGGUCCUUCCUGAGGAGGAGCGAGGGAGAGGAGAAGAUGGCGAUACACCAAGAAGUUGGAUAAAUGCAGGCAGAAAAUAUUUUAAAGUCGGAGAUGAACUACAUCGCCACCGGCGAAGUACUUUGCUAUCUGCCACGUUAUUCGAGGUGCAAACAUUUUCCUUGUUUGCUCUGUACCUCUGUGGUACUCGAAUGCAAUCCGCUGCAUGGCUUACUGUCUCUACCGGCUUGCGCAAAGCACUAGAUGUUGGUGCGCAUAGAAAAAAGAUUUAUAGAGGGUCACCUAACUCAGAUGACGAACUGUGGAAGAGAGCAUUUUGGAUUCUCGUGGUAUUUGAUCGGCUUUGUGGGGCUCAUUUUGGGAGGGCUUCGGGAAUAGCAGACGAAGAUUUCGAUAUAGACCUCCCCUUGGAGGUGGACGACGAAUACUGGGACAGUGCCUACGACUUCAAGCAACCUCCAGCAGUGCCCUCCAAGAUAUCAGCUUUCAACCAAUUUAUCAAGAUAACACAAAUCAUGGCUUUCACGCUGAGGACUGUGUAUGCGGUCGACACAUCCAAAGUAUUUAAUGGAUUGAUACUAGGCGAUUGGCGGAACGAGGUCAUUCAACAAUUGAACACGGCCAUGGAAGAGUGGUCAGCAGGGGUUCCUGAACAUCUCAAGUGGUCAGAUAAAAUGACAAACAUCACGUUCUCUAGUCAAGCUGCAACCAUCCACUCACUAUACCACCUGACACAGCUACUCAUCUACCGACCCUUCAUCCCAAAUCCGAUCCUUUUUCCUUCACUCAACAAUUUGGCUCUGCGCCUACCGACCAAAUCAAGGUACUUUCGCUACCCGGCGUUGACGUUAUCCAUAUCUGCGGCAAAGUCCUGUGCCCGUAUCAUCAAAGCACAGAGACGCUUUGGCUUGGAGGGAGUACAUGUGCUGAACUUGAUACACACAUCUUGUUUGUGUGCGUCGACGUUACUUUUAGGUGUAUGGGACCUGAAGACUCAACAGAGGGCCAUGAAGCAGAAGGGAGCAAAUUUAGAAGACGUGAAGCCCCCAUUGGCGAUGCAAAUUGAGGAUCUUAUGAAGGAUAUACAAGUGUUAGUGGAUGCACUUGAAUGGGUCAAGCCUAGAUGGGAAUUCGUUGAACCCUUCUUGUCAAAAGUUAGGGAAUCCUUACCUGAUGAUCAACACAUCAGCUCGCCUUCCAUGACCUCGACGUCGCGGCCCCACGAGCAAACCCAAACGUCUACAGCCGAGCUACGUCUCUCUUUUCCUGUAAUGAAACAAGUCCCUAGCAACAUGCACUGGCCUUCCACCUCUCCAACUCUCCAUGUUUUACCAUCACCAUCUUCUUUGCACGCUGGCGCCGUGUUCUCGCGCCUACCUUCCCCCCACAUGCCACCUCCCCCAGAUCCCAACCUCUUCUUGAAGCAACAGCACCAGGAACUGCAUUCAUUCGCAGAUGUUAAUUCGGCAGAAGACGAGCAACAAAUAACAUUACCUCUGGUCAACCAUCCACUGUUACCCCGGUCACAACGGGCCGGUAGAUAUGCAAAAGAUUGGGAUCAUCCCAAUGGGAGAGGUCGAACCAUUUCUGCCUCCAUUGUUCCCGUGUCCGUUCCCUCUACUAGUUACGACCAGCCCGUUUCGUACAAUGGACACAGCCUCAGGCGGACGUGGUCGUCGGGCUCUCUGGAUGGGAGAAGGGUCCAUGCUGACAGGGGGAGGGAAAAGCUGCUGCGACGACAGGGUUCUUUCUCUUCAAUGAUGUUGUCGUCCUCGUAUCCUUCUGCUCCUGAUGUGAUCGUGUGCGAUGACAUCAAUAUGCACGAGCCUCUACUUUUGCCACAACAAUAUUCACAGCGCUUACGUAUGGACUCGGUCAAGCAUUCCAACCCCCCUCAUCCUGCUAUCCUAAGCCAGCAAGAAUUUGGCAGAAGAGUAGAAACAUGGGACGACAGCUCUCGCCAUGGACUCUCCAGGCAUGGUGACUAUUCUUUUCGCUCAGCAAGCGGGAUGGAUCGUCCGAACUUGAUACAACCUUCGACUUCACGGACUACCGCACCUCAUUUUUAUACGGGACAAAUACCCCCGGAUUCACUACACCUAGCACAUCCUCCGACACAACAUCCUUACCACUAUCAGCCCUCUACAACAUAUGCUCAAUAUCACCAUCCUUCAUAG